AUGGAGAAAUCUUCACCCACUCAGUACGAGAUGGCCAUCAGCCCCUCGCAAUCGCAUUCGAUCAGCUGCAAAUCCUCCGAGAUCAACUCGGAGAUGGCAGGAGAUGCGCUCAACCCACGCGAGUGGAGCUCGGCGCGAAAAACAUUACUUUUUGUGUCGCUGAUGACCAGCUCGCUUUUGGCUGACGGGGCAAUGGUUUGGGGCGGGACAUUGGUCACUGAGCAGGCCAUGGAUUGGGGCGUGAGUGUCACGCAUGCGGCGACGAGUAUGAACUAUGGGAUCUUGCUCCAGGGGUUUGGGGGCAUUUUUGCCGUCCCCCUCAUUGAGGCCUAUGGUCGCUUACCGAUCUGGUUGUGGCCCCAGGUGAUCACCAUGUUCAUGGUCCUUGGGGCGACUCUGUCUAAUGACUGGUCCACCUUUACUACAUUUCGCUCUUUGCAGGGUCUUUUCGGGACCGUACCUCAGGUGAUCGGCCUCCCAAUCAUUCAUGAUAUGUAUAGUGCCGAAGAAUGGCCCCGGAUGAUCAAUAUCUGGGGUACAACCUUCCUGGUAGGACCGUUCCUGGGUCCCGCGAUUGCAGGGUACAUAGGUGCUGCAACCGACUGGCGCACUUCCUUCGGAGUUUUGACUGCCAUCUACGGCCUUUCAACCAUACUGGUGAUCAUAUUCGGUUACGAAACUUACUAUAUGCCCGGAAACAAGGCUCGUCGUUCACGCUUUGCGGCCUACUUCGGGAUCGGUAACACAGGCCUACCCAAAGGAUCGACGUUGCUCUACUGGUGUCGUAGCAUCGUGGUCCAUGUGUUCAAGUUUCCGUUGCUGAUGACUGGAAUGACUAUAUUGGUGACCUUCACGUGGCCAAUUGGAAUCACCACCACGAUCGAUUCAUUCCUACAUAGCCCACCCUACCUCUUUGACACCAUCGAGGCGUCUUCAAUGAGAUUCGCGGGUGUGAUUGGAGCUCUGUGUGGUUGGGCUUUUGGACACUUCUUCAACGACUGGAUCUUCAAACGCCAUCACUCGAUCUGGAGAACCGAGCUCCGUCUUCAUGGAGUGUGGUUUCCCAUUGGUAGUAUGGCAUGUGGUCUGCUUACCUAUGGGUUAACAAUGCACUUCGGUAAACAUUGGAUUGGGAUUGCCGUUGGGUGGGUGAUGGUGAACAUUGGCAUGGUGGCGACCAUUGUCGCCAUCUCGGCAUAUGCUUUGGAAAAAUAUCCGGAGCAGGCGACUUGCGUGUCAGCCAUUUUGAACAUGUGGCGUACCUGCGGUGGGUUUGCAGUUGGAUAUUUUCAGCCUGCGUGGAUCGGGCGAAAUGGACUUGGACUGGUGUUUGGAAUCCAGGCUGCUAUUGUCGUUACAGCGGCUGUUUUGACUAUUACCCCUGUGUUAUUAUGGGAGCAGAAGAGGCGAUCACGAUCCGUGGCUGGCGACGCUUGA
Molecule: messenger RNA, 1437 nt
Organism: Penicillium brevicompactum
Lineage: Eukaryota; Fungi; Ascomycota; Eurotiomycetes; Eurotiales; Aspergillaceae
Product: putative MFS transporter
Exons: 9
Coding region: 1-1437 (478 amino acids)
Biological process (GO): transmembrane transport
Molecular function (GO): transmembrane transporter activity
Source: RefSeq, a predicted model, not a curated record